This is a messenger RNA of Penicillium arizonense, 600 nucleotides long. RefSeq lists its product as uncharacterized. The transcript is spliced from 2 exons. Lineage: Eukaryota; Fungi; Ascomycota; Eurotiomycetes; Eurotiales; Aspergillaceae. Gene Ontology annotation, molecular function: O-methyltransferase activity. The record is from RefSeq and is a predicted model, not a curated record. The coding region runs from base 1 to 600 and encodes 199 amino acids.
AUGGCAAAGAUGAACGGGUUGGCGCUGAGCUUCGUUAUGGGGGGUGUCAUGGCCAACCAGGCCGGCUGGCUGGAUACCUUCCCGCACGAGCGGAUUUUGGAGACAUCGCACGAGGAUACGCCUCUUGUCGUCGAUGUCGGCGGCAACAUUGGACAUGACAUGGAACGCUUCCGUCAGGCGCACAGUGAAACCGCCAGCCGACUCUACCUGCAGGACCGACCCGAGGUCGUCAAGCUGUCCAAAUGUCCGGAUCCUGUGAACAAGAUGGACUACGACUUCUUCACUCCGCAGCCGAUCAAGGGAUCUCGGGUUUACUACAUGCACGGUGUGCUCCAUGACUGGUCUGACGAACCGGCUCGCAAGAUCCUCGCUAUGCAGAGAGAUGCCAUGACACCGGGAUAUGGUACGCUGUUAACCCACGAUUAUAUUGCACCCCGGGCGUUCGCGCACCCUCAUACCACUGCGUACGAUCUGACCAUGAUGCUUAUGGUGGCUGGCGCGGAGCGGACUGAGAUGCAGUGUUUGGGCAUGUGGAGUAAGCCGCCGGCCCGCUCCCGGACGGAAGACUCGGUGGAUCUUUUCCACUACGACGACCUUUAA